AUGCAUCUCCCAGCACUCAUCGUCUUUAUCUCCGUCAUGUCAGUUGAUGCAGCUGCACCGAGAACUUUCCUAUGGCAAGAAGUAGGAAACCCAUCAUGUAUUCGCUGUUGUGGAGGCGCAGAAGAGCAAGCGGAUGCUCCUAAGAAAACCAGGAUUAAGGAGUAUGUGAUGCACCCUAUGCCGAGGGUCCAGCCACGUAUUGAGAUGAGCAUCCUAAAGGGUGAGAAGGGUAAUGUAGGAGACAAAGGUCCUCCAGGAGUCUCAGGAAAAGAAGGCGAACGAGGACCACACGGGGUUCUAGGAAUAAAAGGUCAGAAGGGUCAAGUAGGUCCACCAGGAAACUCCUGCAAGGUCCAGUAUUCUGCUUUCUCUGUUGCCCGUCGUAAAUCGCUGCACAGCACUGACUACUUCCAAACAGUCAUCUUCGACACAGAGUUUGUAAAUCUUUACAAACACUUCAACAUGUUCUCAGGGACUUUCGUCUGCUACAUUCCUGGAAUUUACUUCUUCAACCUAAAUGUCCACACCUGGAACCUGAAAGAGACCUAUCUACACAUCAUGAAGAAUGACCAGGAGACGGCCAUUUUAUAUGCACAGCCAAGUGACCGCAGUAUCAUGCAAAGUCAAAGCCUUAUGCUUGAGCUGAAGGAGAAGGAUGAGGUUUGGGUGAGGAUGUUCAAACGAGAGCGGGAGAACGCAUUGUACAACGAUGAAACUGAUGUCUAUAUUAUCUUUAAUGGUUAUCUGAUCAGAUCAGCGGACGAGUGA
This is a messenger RNA of Staurois parvus, 768 nucleotides long. The record is from the annotation of a GenBank genome assembly. NCBI's taxonomy places the organism in Eukaryota, Metazoa, Chordata, Amphibia, Anura, Ranidae.